Messenger RNA from Globicephala melas (long-finned pilot whale), 1869 nucleotides. RefSeq names its product solute carrier family 6 member 2 (gene SLC6A2). Gene Ontology annotation, biological process: sodium ion transmembrane transport; dopamine uptake involved in synaptic transmission. Gene Ontology annotation, cellular component: neuron projection; neuronal cell body membrane; presynaptic membrane. Gene Ontology annotation, molecular function: dopamine:sodium symporter activity; norepinephrine:sodium symporter activity; neurotransmitter:sodium symporter activity. The record is from RefSeq and is a predicted model, not a curated record. NCBI's taxonomy places the organism in Eukaryota, Metazoa, Chordata, Mammalia, Artiodactyla, Delphinidae.
UCGCCAGCCGCACCCAUGCUUCUGGCGCGGAUGAACCCACAGGUGCAGCCUGAGAACAGCGGGGCGGGCCCGGGGUCGGAGCAGCCCCAGCGGAAGCGCAAAGCUGCAGAACUCUUGGUGGUGAAAGAGCGCAACGGCGUCCAGUGCCUCCUGGCAUCCCGCGACGGCGACGAGCAGCCCCGGGAGACCUGGGGCAAGAAAAUCGACUUUCUGCUGUCGGUGGUCGGCUUCGCCGUAGACCUGGCCAACGUGUGGCGCUUCCCCUAUCUCUGCUACAAGAACGGCGGAGGUGCCUUUCUGAUCCCGUACACCCUGUUCCUCAUCAUCGCCGGCAUGCCCCUGUUCUACAUGGAGCUGGCUCUGGGCCAGUACAACCGGGAAGGGGCAGCCACCGUGUGGAAGAUCUGCCCGUUUUUCAAAGGAGUUGGCUACGCUGUGAUCCUCAUUGCACUCUACGUUGGCUUCUACUACAAUGUCAUCAUUGCCUGGUCACUCUACUACCUCUUCUCCUCCUUCACCCUUAACCUGCCCUGGACUGACUGCGGCCAUGCCUGGAACAGCCCCAACUGCACCGACCCCAAGCUCCUCAACAGCUCCGUGCUGGGCAACCAUACCACGUACUCCAAGUACAAGUUCACGCCGGCAGCAGAGUUUUAUGAACGUGGCGUCCUGCACCUUCACGAGAGCAGUGGGAUUCAUGACAUCGGCCUGCCCCAGUGGCAGCUCUUGCUCUGUCUGAUUGUCGUCGUCGUCGUCCUGUUUUUUAGCCUCUGGAAAGGAGUGAAGACAUCAGGAAAGGUGGUGUGGAUCACGGCCACGCUGCCUUACCUCGUGCUGUUUGUACUCCUGGUCCACGGCAUCACACUGCCCGGCGCUUCCAAUGGCAUCAACGCCUACCUGCACAUCGACUUCUACCGUCUGAAAGAGGCCACGGUAUGGAUUGAUGCUGCAACUCAGAUAUUUUUUUCCUUGGGCGCUGGAUUUGGUGUCUUGAUUGCAUUUGCUAGUUACAACAAAUUUGACAACAACUGCUAUAGGGAUGCCCUGCUCACCAGCACCAUCAACUGUGUCACCAGCUUCAUCUCUGGGUUCGCCAUCUUCUCCAUCCUUGGUUACAUGGCCCAUGAACACAAGGUCAACAUUGAGGAUGUUGCCACUGAAGGAGCUGGCCUGGUCUUCAUCCUGUACCCAGAAGCCAUUUCCACCCUAUCAGGAUCCACGUUCUGGGCUGUCGUGUUCUUCGUCAUGCUCCUGGCUCUGGGAAUUGACAGCUCAAUGGGAGGCAUGGAGGCGGUCAUCACGGGCCUGGCCGACGACUUCCAGGUCCUGAAACGACACCGGAAACUCUUCACAUUUGGUGUCUCCUUUGGAACCUUCCUUCUGGCCCUGUUUUGCAUAACCAAGGGUGGAAUAUACGUGCUGACCCUGCUGGACACGUUUGCGGCGGGAACCUCCAUUCUGUUUGCUGUGCUCAUGGAGGCCAUAGGCGUCUCCUGGUUUUAUGGUGUGGACAGGUUCAGCAACGACAUCCAGCAGAUGAUGGGGUUCAAGCCGGGCCUGUACUGGAGACUCUGCUGGAAGUUUGUCAGCCCUGCGUUCCUCCUGUUUGUGGUGGUCGUGAGCAUCAUCAAUUUCAAGCCGCUCACCUACGAUGACUACAUCUUCCCACUCUGGGCCAACUGGGUCGGGUGGGGCAUCGCGGGCUCCUCCAUGGUCCUGGUGCCUGCCUACGUCGUCUACAAGUUCCUCAGCACGCGGGGCUCCCUUCGCGAGAGACUGGCCUAUGGCAUCACCCCAGAGAACGAGCAUCACCUGGUGGCCCAGAGGGACGUCAGGCAGUUCCAAUUGGAACACUGGCUGGCCAUCUGA